Messenger RNA from Uncinocarpus reesii 1704, 1344 nucleotides. RefSeq lists its product as uncharacterized. NCBI's taxonomy places the organism in Eukaryota, Fungi, Ascomycota, Eurotiomycetes, Onygenales, Onygenaceae. Gene Ontology annotation, molecular function: RNA binding; structural constituent of ribosome. Gene Ontology annotation, biological process: translation. Gene Ontology annotation, cellular component: ribosome. The coding region runs from base 1 to 1344 and encodes 447 amino acids. The record is from RefSeq and is a predicted model, not a curated record. The transcript is spliced from 2 exons.
AUGAGUGUGCUAAAACCCGCAACACGCUGUCUUUUCUGCUCCUUCUCGAGAACGGCCAUCACUCCGGCACUAUCUCGCAUUCCCCGACGCCAGUUCCACCCGUCUCCCAUACCAUAUAACGACUCUGGCGACGAUGGCCGACGGCUCGAAGCCCCAGAGGUGCCGAAAGCUCUCAAUCAAUCCGAUCCGCGCCCUGAGGUCGAAGUCAGAUCAAAGCCCAAGGACAUAAUCCAACUCCGAAACGAACAAGAGGAACUGGAACGACAGCUUGAACUUCCGAAGAAGGAGUUCAAGAACCUCACAGUGGAUGAUAUCAUACCAUACACGAAAGAAGAGAGUUCCCGAUUGUCGGAGGAGUACACUGCAAAGCAGAUUGCUGCCAUAAAAGCCGGUGAAGCAAGCCUCGACCCCAAAGAUCUGGCGGCACAAGCCAGAAUACGCGAGGGCCCCUGGGCGCUAGAAUAUCUCGAUGACUUCUCCACCAUUGAGCCCGUCGUUGACCACCACAAGCGUGCUCCGCUGACGAAUUACGACUAUAACUCCCGUCUAAAGACCCAAGAUGAACUCAUGGGCGAAUUUACGGAUUACGUUAUGAACUUGCCGGAAGACGCAACGCCAGGCGACUUCCUCCGUUUCCUAGACAAUAUGCGAUUUACCGUAGGCAAGCCAGAAGCCGAACUUGAUCCCCACGAUUCCGUCGUUCCCGACAUCUUCGAUCCCGACGAGAAUCUUAACCAUAUCGGUGAACGCCGGCCCAGAACGAAAGAACAAGAUGCCGAGAGCGACCUGGAUCCCGGCUUGAAGCAGCUGAUGAUGGUUACUGGCUAUUCUCACCAGGAAAUCAAGGGCCUCAAGGUCAAAUCCCUCGUGGCGCACAGCGUCGUCAACCAGACCCGUCUGGGCAAGAUUCGCAAGGCCUACGUUUUAUCGGUAGCGGGUAACGGGAAGGGCCUGCUGGGUAUCGGUGAGGGCAAAUCGGAGGAAUGGGCGGAAGCCAGGGCUCAGUCCCAAUACCGUGCGAUCCGCAACAUGCAACCCAUUUUACGCUACGAGAAUCGAACCAUCUUCGGAGACGUCAAGGGCAAAGUAGGCGCAGUCGAGUUAACUCUCAUGCACAGGCCUCCAGGCUUCGGUCUCCGCUGCCAACAUAACAUCUGGGAAAUGUGUCGCGUCGCAGGCAUCCACGACCUCGCGGCGCGAGUACACCGCUCCCGCAACCCCAUGAACACCGUCAAGGCGGCGUUCGAGGCGCUGCGCAGCCAGAAAAACCCUGAAGACAUUGCUCGCGCCCGAGGCAAGAAAUUAGUCGAUGUGCGAAAGGUUUAUUACGCGGGCAAUGUAUAG